Molecule: messenger RNA, 1008 nt
Organism: Lindgomyces ingoldianus
Lineage: Eukaryota; Fungi; Ascomycota; Dothideomycetes; Pleosporales; Lindgomycetaceae
Product: SGL-domain-containing protein
Exons: 4
Coding region: 1-1008 (335 amino acids)
Biological process (GO): L-ascorbic acid biosynthetic process
Molecular function (GO): gluconolactonase activity; calcium ion binding
Source: RefSeq, a predicted model, not a curated record
AUGCCGAGCAUAGGAGUCAAAAAGUAUAAGAUCACAGAGCCAUGGAUUCGCCUCAAUUGCGCGCUCGGCGAAGGACCGUUCUGGGAAGACAAAACCAACAUGCUCCGGUUCAUUGACGUCGAAAAGAUGGAAUAUCACCGUGUUGACUUGAACGCCGGCCCUUCAAGCUAUAAGCUGGUGAGGAAGAUGGACGUUUCAAUAGGAUGCACAGCGGAUAUCGAAGGCAACGACAGGGAAUUCAUAUUCGGUGGUAAGUACGGCUAUGGCUUAGCCAACAAAGAAACCGGCGAAUACAGGUGGCUCAAAAAGGUCUGGAAUGAAUGGGAAAUUGCGGAGGGCAAACCAAACUACAUGCGCGGAAACGACGGCGCUGUCGACUCGCAGGGAAGGUUCUGGGUGGGCUUCAUGAACGAUCCAUUAGUCAAGGAGCCAGUUGAUGAAGGCUGCGUAUUCCGCCUCGACCCCGACCUCUCUCUCCACCGCCCUCUUGAAAACAUUACGAUCCCAAACGGCACCACCUGGAACGCGCUUGACAAUACCAUGUACUUUGCCGACAGUCCUUUCCGCACCAUCUACAAAUUCGACUACGAUCCAGUUUCCGGCUCCGUCACCAACCGUCGCUCCUACUUCACCAUGCCUGAAGACAACAGGUACGGCGAGAAUGCUGUGCCGGAUGGACAUUGCCUUGAUGAGGAGGGGUACAUGUGGACGGCUCUGCACGGGGGUGCAGCUGUGCUUCGGAUUUCGCCCGAGGGGGAGAUUGUGGCCGAGAUUGAGGUCCCGACGCAGCAGCCCACUUGUCCGUGUUUUUGUGGGGAGGAUCUUGUGAUUACGAGUGCGGGAGGCACGAGUGGGCCGGGUGGGGAGGGGGUGGACGAGUUUGCGGGGAGCGUGUUUAAGAUUAAUGUGGGCGUUAAGGGGUUGAAGAGAUUCAAAUUUAAGGGGGUUGUGGAAGCGGAGGGUGGAAAGGCUGAUGGGAGCGAGAGUAGCAAACAACAGCCUGCUUGA